This is a messenger RNA of Capsicum annuum, 1933 nucleotides long. RefSeq lists its product as uncharacterized. The record is from RefSeq and is a predicted model, not a curated record. NCBI's taxonomy places the organism in Eukaryota, Viridiplantae, Streptophyta, Magnoliopsida, Solanales, Solanaceae.
GCUGGUCGGGUUGAGAUGCCCUUUCAUUUACAUCAUCGUAGUAAAGUGCACGACUCUCUCAUUAAUAAUCCAGUGCAGAGUCCUCGAUCUGUCUUUGGUCCAACAAAUGGCCUUUUUCACAAGAUAGAACUCUCGCUUCAGCUUUCCCAUUCUGCUAUGGAGGGGGCAACAAAGUGGGAUCCAGUUGGCUGGACAACAGCAGUGGAAACAAAGAAGAUAUAUGGCUAUCAGAAGGUUCUUGAUCAACAAGUGAAUACUGCUUCAAUUAUUUCUUCCCUCGAGGCAGAACUAGAGCGUGCUCGUGCCCGGGUUCAUCAACUUGAGACAGAGAAGCAGUCAUCGAAAAAGAAACUCGAACAGUUUCUGAGGAAACUUGGUGAAGAAAAGGCAGCGUGGCGGAACAAAGAGCAUGAGAAAAUUCGUGCAAUUGUGGAUGACAUGAGAGCUGACUUCUCCCGAGAGAGGAAAAAUCGAAAGAGGCUGGAAAUAGUCAAUUCUAAAUUAGUUGAUGAGUUGGCUGAGGUCAAGUUAUUAGCAAAACGCUAUUUGCAAAAUUACGAAAAAGAAAGACAGGCUAGAGGGUUGAUAGAAGAAGUGUGCAAUGAAUUGGCCAAAGAACUUGGAGAAGACAAGGCUGAAGUUGAGGAAAUGAAGAGGGAAUCUCUGAAGUUCACAGAGGAAGUAGAUGAAGAAAGAAAGAUGUUGCAGAUGGCUGAGGUUUGGCGUGAGGAGCGUGUUCAGAUGAAACUAGUUGAUGCCAAGGUGAUGCUUGAAGAGAAGUACUCCCAAAUGAACAAGCUAAUUGGAGAAAUAGAAUUAUUUCUAAAUUCUAGAGGUAUGAGUUUUGAUGUGGAGGAGAUGAAAAGAGCUGAGCAACUUCAACAGGCAGCUGCCUCUGUGAGUAUUCGUGAUAUUAGAGAACUCACUUAUGAACCUCCAAAUCCAGAUGAUAUUUUCUCCGCUUUUGAAGACGUUCAUCUUGUUGAACCUGAUGAAAGGGAGAUCCAGCCAUGUACUACUACUGUAUAUAGUCCUGCCAGCCAUGCCUCCAACCGUUUCACUGUCGGGCGUGAUGGUGGUGUUUACGACAUUAACAAAUAUUCUCAUGCAUAUGUCAAUCAGUGUGAUAAUUUAGAGGAAGAGGGAAGUGAUUGGGAAACGGUGACCCACCUUGAGGAGCAAAGCUCUAAUUAUUCUCCUGAAGGUAGCAUUUCAUCCGUCAACAAGAAUUGCCGGCACAGCAAUGUAUUAAGACGUAGAGCAGACUCAGAGGGAAUUUCUGAUGAUGGUACAUCAGUUACGGAGAUUAGUGAAGUAUGUUCUGGACCAGCUCAGCAACGUACAGAGGUGUCUUCUGCACUUAAGCUUAGGAAAUCAUGCCCGAGUAAUGGAGACAAUUUCAAAAUUAAAUCAUUGGAAGGAACCAAACGGAGGCUGUCAAAUGGAAGGCUGUCUAAUGGGGCCAUUCUAUCUCUAGAGCAUGGUUCUAAUAAAGGUGGUUUUAGUCCCUCAGACCUUGGCCAGAACUGGAGCUCACCCGAGUCAGGCAACUCACAAAUAGCACGUGGGCUGAAAGGGUGCAUUGAAUGGCCGCAUAACUCUCAGAAGAAAAGCAUAAAAGCAAAGUUAUUGCAGGCAAGAACAGGGAGCCAGAAGGUACAGUUGUGGCAGGUCUUGAAGCAGAAGAUCUGAGGAGAGAGUUCUGAAUACAUUAGCUUGAGCCUCCUGUCAGCAGGUGUAGUGUAUCAGCAAAACUAAAACAGAAUUCGACAAUAUUUUUGAGAAUAGUCUGCUCACUGGAACUUCUUGGAGAAUCACAUGUCUAUGUAUCGAUAAAUAACUGUGUUGUCAUAGCUGUAUAAGAGUUUAGUGUAAUUUCAAAGCUGUAUUAUUUGGUAUUCCUUAAUAGGUUUUUUGGCCAUUUAUUCACCCA